AUGACGUGGCGUAUUCUGAUGUCACCUUAUUUCCGUUCCUCUUGCCGUUGUUUGUUGUUGUUGUUGCUUUGUUUUUUGUUUUUAAUCAAAACGACAAAAAUAAAAAAUAGGAGGGGCGCUGUUGUUUCUUCCGUGUCACUUUGUAGAAUGAGGGUUUAUUGUCGCUUCGCGCCACCGUGUAGGCCUGUGGAAACAGAGAUGGAGCACGACAGGCCGGAUGCACACGUCUCCUUCUUGCCGCCUCCGUUGUUGCUGCUGUCGCUGCGGGGAGAAACCGGAGGGGGGCAACAAACAGUCACGCUGGCAGACCCCCGCACCGGCAGCAUGGCCUCGUCGAGAUGUCGCCGUGUCUUCCUCCCCGAGCACAUGUCACCCGGUGCAAGCAGCACCCCUUUCUCUGGGACCCAUUUGCCGCCAUCCAAAGCGGGGGAGAAAUCCCAACAAGAGGAGGUGUUUGACGAACUUGUCCGUCCCCUGCUAAGGGACAUGGCUUCUGGUACGCUGUGUACGUUUAUUGCCUACGGACAGACGGCGACGGGGAAAACGUACACAAUGUUUGGACCGAAUGUCGAUGGCGUUGACAUCGCUCCUCUGCCGCAACAGCAAGAGAUUGGAGCGGCGACCACUCCUAUUCAGCCGAAUGCAAGUGAACAGGAGGAAGGCAUUGUACCGCGGCUUCUCCGUGCCAUCUUUGAGGCUCCUGGUGCCGCUGAGCAACAAACUGCAGCGGUCCGUAUGGUGGAUCUCUCAUGCAUGGAAGUACACAACGAGUGUGUUACCGACCUGGCGGCACUUUUACUGCUGCAGCAGCGUUCGAAGAAGACAGAUACGUCAAAGAAGAGAAAUGGAAAAUCAGGCGCAAUUUGCGAGGACACUGACGAUGGUGUAGCGUGGCGGGCGUGGCAGCGGUAUGAGCAGCAGGGUCGACGUGCAGAGGGGCAUGCCAACAGGUGGGAUUCAGCGUCCAUUUCAAAGAUACGGAAUGUUCCCGUCAACACAGAGACGGUGCCGAUAAAGGCGAUCUACAAGGCUACUGAAAAGACAAAAGUAAUGCGGUCGGUGUUCCGUCUUCGGUGUGAGUCUGCAGCGGAGUGCUGCGCUCUGCUGCGCGACUUGUUGGCGCUGCGAUUUCGCGGAAAAACAGAGCGGAAUGUUUGUUCCUCACGGAGCCAUCUGGUGCUGCGGCUCGUGUUUUACGAUGCUGCUGAGGCGGCGGCCUCAAUUGGCGAGGCGCUUUUUGUUGAUCUUGCCGGGUCGGAGUCGUACCGCGUUUAUGCGCAGGCUGCCGGCGAUGUUUCUUUGGAGCAUGUCAGUUCCACGAGGCAUCCACUGCCGCUGCAGCUGUGGCUCACUGACACUUCCCUUGUGGUGUCAGACUUUGCAUCUAAUCUUCGGGACGGCAGUGGCCUAACGGUGGCGCAGCGCAGUCUCCUUCACACAAAUGAGAUGCGGCACAUCAAUGUUUCCCUUCUCGCACUGCGCAAAGUGGUACGGACCCUUCACACCGCCUCAUCGCUGCCGACUUCAUCAUCUGUCCGGCAUAUCCCCUUCAGAGACAGCACGCUCACUACUAUACUUGAGCCAUUUCUUGUUCCAGGUGGUAAUUCGGUCGUGACAUGGGUGGUGUGCUGCUCAUGCAAACAAUGUGACUUCCAUGAGACCGUCGAGUCUCUCCGUCUGGGAGCAGAAGCCUCGGCCACCACCGCAUGCAUGCAAGUUUACCCACCCAUUCAGCCUGCAAGUGUGUUACAUACGGGCGAAGGCAGUGUAACCAGCAGCAGUCGAAGCGGCAGUGGGGAAACGUUUGGUGGUAUAAAAAAGACAAAUUAUGUCCGAAACGUAUCCGAAGCUGCUACUGCAUCGACUGGCGCUGUUAUUCCACGGGACCGCGGUAAGACGCUUUUGGCUUCGGCCGUGUCAUCAUCCGGGAUGUCUAUGGGUGGUCAUUCCAAACCUACGAGCGAUGUGGACAGGGAAGGGAGUAAAGGUAUGGAAGUAGGAGGAGGAGGAGAAUUGGCGGCGUACAAAAAAUACACGUUUCAGCUAAUUGGGCAAUGCAAAACACUGUGUGAACGUUACGAUGCGUGUGUGGAGGAACUUUCCCGUGCCAAACAGGCUUUGGCGUUACGUGAUUGUGAAAUCGCACGGCUCCAGGAGGCGUUGGCCGAGAAGCGUCGUCCAAAACAACUUUUGGAGGGGCCACCGUCAUUUCCGCUAUCGUCAUCUACGCAAUCCGUCACAGCUGAUGAGAGCAACCCUCCAGUACCCCCCGCAUGGUUGCGAAGAGGUGCGAUGUGCUCAACAAAAAAGGACAUGUUGUCUUUACUGUCCGGUACUUCCGCCGUGCUGGAUGCAGCACAUUCCGUCAUAUCGAGAGAAGCAUUGGACGCUGUAGUGGAUGAUGGAGAAGCAGCGGCAAAAAAGGAACCAGAGACGGACUGGCUUUCCGAAUCCACUUUUAGGCGCUACUGCAUUAAGCAUGACCCCGCACUUAUCGAUUGUAAAACAGCUGGAACCUCAUUGAGGGAUACCGAAGGCAAUGCAUUAUUAUUAUCGUCAUCAUUUCCCACCAACACGACCAAUGCUACUACGAAUGUUGAUGCCACUGUUCCUUUAGAUGACGCUCGCGCCAUGCAAACACCAUCCGAGAUGGAACGAAGCCCUUCAAUUGUUUUGAGGGAUCACAAUCGUCGCGAGCAAAUCGUGUCAUUUGUCUCUCCCAGUAGCCAUGGGGCCGUGCCGCUAAUGCAGCUGGUGAAAAACAUUGACUCACAGCGGAUUCUGCCUCCGCCACCGUCCCGUUCUGCCCUUUGCACCCGCCUGACAACGUCAGAGGGAAACCCCCAGUCUGAGGAUGACUUCAAGGCUGCGGGAGGGACAACUUAUGGGAUGAAUACAGAUGGUGAUGUCAGAGUUUUAAAGCAGCUGCUCUUGCGGGGCGUGGACCUCGCCGGAGGGGUUUUACAGAAGCAUACCGUUGCAGAGGAUGAAAAAGAAGAAGUAGAAGAAAAGAAGAAAGGAAAAGAGACCGCGGUUAUGUGUGAUUCCCAGUCUGAAUACCAGUUGUGA
Messenger RNA from Trypanosoma cruzi, 3069 nucleotides. Its product is annotated as kinesin, putative. Bases 1 to 3069 code for a protein of 1022 amino acids. Gene Ontology annotation, cellular component: microtubule; kinesin complex. The transcript has a single exon. NCBI's taxonomy places the organism in Eukaryota, Euglenozoa, Kinetoplastea, Trypanosomatida, Trypanosomatidae. Gene Ontology annotation, biological process: microtubule-based movement. Gene Ontology annotation, molecular function: microtubule binding; ATP hydrolysis activity; microtubule motor activity. The record is from RefSeq and is a predicted model, not a curated record.